AUGGCUUUGAAAGAUUACCUUCUUCCAUGUCAUGCUAAGUGUUUUUUGUCAUUGAUGGGUGCAUCUCGUGCGUCCCACCAGCUUGCUGUCUCUGUCAUUGAAAAAUGCAGUGAGAAGAUCGAAGAUAUCGUUUCAGGGUUUUUAAGGUCUUGCAUACUCAACAGAGAUGCUGUGCAGAGUGAGAUCAAGGAAUACUACCAUGAUAUUAUAUAUGAAAUCUUCCAGUGUGCUCCUCAAAUGCUUCUUUCUGUCAUACCUAGCUUGAUGAACGAAUUAUUGACAGAUCAAGUGGAUGUUCGGAUAAAAGCUCUUGGCUUGAUGAAAAGGAUCUUUUCCUUGCCUGGAAACCAUUUUGCGCAGGAUUAUCACCAGCUUUUCGUUGAAUUCUUAAAUAGAUCCUGUGAUAAGUCUGCUGAAGUGAGACUCAUUACACUUUCAUGUGCUAAAGCGUUCUACAUGACCAAUCCAUCUGCAAAAGAAUCACUUAAAGUUCUUGGUAAGAUCAUUACAUCUCAUGUUUUAACUCUUGUGAACCGAGAAGCCGCUCUUCAAGAUCGACUUUUGGAUUCUGAUGACAGAGUGAGAUCAGAGGCAGUUACUGUGAUGUGUGACUUGGCAAGACAUAAGCUAAAAUCUAAUACCCAUGAACUAAUCACACUUGUUGCAGAACGACUGAGAGAUAAAAAGGUUAUGGUGUCUGUCAGAAAGAAAGCAUUGAAAAAGUUGUUAGAACUGUAUCAGGAAUAUUGCACACAAUGUGCUGCUGCAAUCAUGGAUUUCAAUGCUCAUUUUGAACAGAUUCCAUGUAAAAUUUUGAUGCUAUGCUAUGACAGAGACUGUAAGGAGUUCAAGCCUCAGCGAAUGGAGAUUGUGCUAGCUGACUCUCUGUUUCCUGGUUCUCUUUCAGUUGAGGAUAGAACCAGGCGUUGGGUCUUCAUGUUCUCACUUUUUACGCCUUGUCAUCUGAAGGCUUUGAAUGCAAUUUUGUCCCAAAAGCUGAGGUUGCGAAAUGAAUUGCAAGUGUACUUAACUCUCUGCAACAAAGACAAGGAGAAAAUUGAAUUCAUUAAAGCUGAGGCAAUAGAUGCUUUAAUCCUUUCUGGUUUAGCCCAGAAUGCCUGUCUGAUGGCAUUAACUACCCUUCUUGUUUCUAAUUUCUUGGUAGCUGAUGUUGGCAAGACAGACUGCUGUGAGGAAGUCUCUGAAGAAGUAGAAAAGAAAAUGAAAAUGUCCAUUGUGAAAAUGUCAGCAUCUUUUGAGGAUACUACCAAAGCACAAGACUGCUUUCGUAAACUGGAUAUGGUGAAAAACAGUCGAAUAUUUAAUCUGUUGGGAAAGUUGUUAAAUGAACAGAAAACUGAAGAUGCUCAAACCACCAGGGAUAAUCUUUUGAGAGAGAUUGGGGACAAGAAUCCGCAUGCUGAGUUUCUUCAAUUACUCUCUAUGAAAUGCUCAUUCAAUCUGUUUGGUUCAGAGCAUGUGUGCUGUAUUUUACGUCAUCUUGCAGAUGACAGAUUCAGAAAUAAGCAUUUGGAGGACUCUUCUGUUCAACUCCUCUUGACUAUUCUCAGUGCAUUUCCUUCACUCUUGAGAGGUUUGGAGACAGAAUUCCAGCUCUUGUUGUCAAAGGAGAUUAUCCCAUUUAAUGAACGGCUGAUCCAGAUUCUUGCAAAAGAAGGAUCCCAUAUGUUAAUCAACCUUGGUGAUAUAUAUCCGUUUUUAGAGAAGGUUUGCUUGGAGGGCAGUCGUGUUCAAUCUAAAUUGGCUGUUUCUGCAAUUGCUGCAUUGAUGAGCCCUUCAGAGCAGUCCUUAUCAAAAGAAUUAUGCAAGGUGGUGAAAUCUCAUCUUUUUGCUAUGAAACUUGUGGAUUCUCUGCAUCUGGGGAAGCAGCUUCCAACAGUUUUGCAGUCUUUGGGCUGUCUGGCACAACAUUCUGUUUUAGCAUUUCAAGUGCACGAAGAGGUGGUGACCCGUUAUAUCAUUGAGGAAAUAUUUCAACUAAAUUAUGGGGCCAUGUUGGAGGAUCCAAAUUUGUUAGAAAAUGCUUCUUCUGAAUGUAGUGUUUCUUGCCAAUUAAAG
Molecule: messenger RNA, 2079 nt
Organism: Nicotiana tabacum (common tobacco)
Lineage: Eukaryota; Viridiplantae; Streptophyta; Magnoliopsida; Solanales; Solanaceae
Source: RefSeq, a predicted model, not a curated record